Sorex araneus (European shrew) is the source of this 3463-nucleotide messenger RNA. It is a transcript of the gene SLC26A9, whose product is annotated as solute carrier family 26 member 9. The record is from RefSeq and is a predicted model, not a curated record. The transcript has 20 exons. Lineage: Eukaryota; Metazoa; Chordata; Mammalia; Eulipotyphla; Soricidae. Gene Ontology annotation, biological process: transmembrane transport. Gene Ontology annotation, molecular function: chloride transmembrane transporter activity; bicarbonate transmembrane transporter activity; sulfate transmembrane transporter activity. Bases 1 to 2376 code for a protein of 791 amino acids. Gene Ontology annotation, cellular component: membrane.
AUGAGCCAGCCCAGGCCCCGCUACGUGGUGGACAGAGCCGCAUACUCCCUCACCCUCUUCGACGAGGAGUUUGAGAAGAAGGACCGGACGUACCCACUGGGAGAGAAACUUCGUAAUGCCUUCAGAUGCUCCUCAGCCAAGAUCAAAACCACGGUGCUGGGGCUGCUGCCGGUGCUCUCCUGGCUCCCCAAGUACAAGAUCAAAGACUACAUCGUCCCUGACCUGCUCGGGGGACUCAGCGGGGGCUCCAUCCAGGUCCCACAAGGCAUGGCGUUCGCUCUGCUGGCCAACCUUCCUGCAGUCAACGGCCUCUACUCCUCUUUCUUCCCCCUCCUGACCUACUUCUUCCUGGGGGGUAUCCACCAGAUGGUGCCAGGUACCUUUGCCGUUAUCAGCAUCCUGGUGGGUAACAUCUGUCUGCAGCUGGCCCCAGAGUCGAAAUUUCAGUUCUUCAACAAUGUCACCAACAAGAGCUACGUGGACACUGCGGCCAUGGAUGCGGAGCGGCUGCACGUGUCUGCGACGCUGGCGUGCCUGACAGCUAUCAUUCAGAUGGGCCUGGGCCUGGUGCAGUUCGGCUUUGUGGCCAUCUACCUCUCCGAGUCCUUCAUCCGGGGAUUUAUGACAGCAGCUGGCCUGCAGAUCCUGAUCUCGGUGCUCAAGUACAUCUUCGGGCUGACCGUCCCCUCCUACACAGGCCCAGGGUCCAUCGUCCUUACCUUCAUCGACAUCUGCAAAGGCCUCCCGCACACCAACGUGGCCUCACUCAUCUUCGCGCUCAUCAGCGGCGUGUUCCUGGUGCUGGUGAAGGAACUGAACGCGCGCUUCAUGCACAAGAUCCGCUUCCCCAUCCCCACGGAGAUGAUCGUGGUGAUAGUGGCGACAGCCGUCUCUGGGGGUUGUCAUAUGCCAAAAAAGUACCACAUGCAGGUCGUGGGAGAGAUCCAGUCCGGCUUUCCCACCCCAGUGUGGCCCGUGGUCCAGCAGUGGAAGGACAUGAUUGGCACCGCCUUCUCGUUGGCCAUCGUGGGCUACGUCAUCAACCUGGCCGUGGGUCGCACCCUGGCCAACAAGCAUGGCUACGACGUAGACUCAAACCAGGAGAUGAUCGCCCUGGGCUGCAGCAACUUCUUCGGCUCCUUCUUUAAAAUCCACGUGAUCUGCUGUGCCCUGUCGGUCACUCUGGCUGUGGACGGGGCAGGAGGGAAAUCACAGGUGGCCAGCCUGUGCGUGUCCCUGGUGGUGAUGGUCACCAUGCUGGUGCUAGGGUCCUACCUCUCCCCUCUCCCCAAGUCCGUGCUAGGAGCACUCAUCGCCGUCAACCUCAAGAACUCCCUCAAACAACUGGCCGACCCCUUCUACCUGUGGAGGAGGAGCAAGCUGGACUGUUGUGUCUGGAUGGUGAGCUUCCUCUCCUCCUUCUUCCUGAGUCUGCCGUACGGUGUGGCUGUGGGCGUCGCCUUCUCCGUGCUGGUUGUGGUCUUCCAGACCCAGUUUCGAAAUGGCUAUGCUCUGGCCCAGGUCCUGGAUACGGACAUUUAUGUGAACCCCAAAACCUACAAUAGGGUCCAGGAAAUAGAAGGGAUUAAAAUUGUCACUUACUGCUCCCCUCUCUACUUUGCCAACUCAGAGAUCUUCAGGCAAAAGGUCAUUGCCAAGACCGGGCUGGACCCCCAGAAGGUUUUGCUGGCCAAGCAGAAGUACCUGAAGAAGCAGGAGAAGGGCAGAGCGAUGCCCUCGCAGCGGAGAAAGUCUCUGUUCAUGAAAACCAAGACGGUGUCUCUGCAGGAGCUGCAGCAGGACUUCGAAAACGCUGCCCCCACAGACCCCAACAACAACCAGACCCCUGCCAACGGCACCAGCGUGUCCUACAUCACCCUCAGCCCCGACAGCUCCCCGGCUGCCCGCUGCGAGGCCCCGGCCCCUGCGGAGACCCCGACGGAGCCCACAGACCUGCUGGCCAGCGUCCCGCCCUUCGUCACCUUCCACACCCUCAUCCUCGACCUGAGCGGGGUCAGCUUUGUGGACCUGAUGGGCAUCAAGGCCCUGGCCAAGCUGAGCUCCACUUAUGGGAAGAUUGGGGUGAAGGUCUUCUUGGUGAACAUUCACGCCCAGGUGUACAAGGAUAUCAGCCACGGAGGCGUCUUUGAGGACGGGUGCCUGGAGCACAAGCACGUCUUCCCCAGCAUCCACGAUGCGGUUCUCUUCGCCCAGGCGAACCCCAGAGGAGCGGUCCAGAGGCCAGGCUUCCCCGAGGCUCCAGCGGACCCUGAGCUCUCCUUGUAUGACUCCGAAGACCAGAGUCCUGCCUACUGGGACCUAGAGCAGGACAUGUUUGGGAGCAUGUUUCAUGCAGAGACCCUGACCGCCCUGUGAGGACCCAGCCGGGCCCCGUGUCACCCCCAGAGCACCGGCCACCUUGAACUUCCAGAAAGGAGGAGCCUGGACCUGCAUGGAGAGGACACAGCCCCCAGGACUCCUCUCUCUGUCUUCUCUGAGGCCCUCCUCCCCGCUGCCCACAUUUCUGGAGUCAGCGCAUCUGCCCUGGACCUACCUACUGGCCCUCCUGCCUCGCUCAGUGACCCCAGCCGUGAAGGACCAGGGAAAGGAGGGUGCGGCUGCCCUGGGUGAGCCUCUGUGUUGCAGGACCCAGGGAGCACCUUGCCUCAACUCUCCUUGAUAGCUGAGCAUCCAGGAACCUCUGCCUUAGUGACUAGACCCUCCCCCCCACACACCCCUCCUUCCUCCAUAUCUCAAAGGCGCUGGGAUCCCUUUGCUAUUCAUCACCUCAAAUUCUGGCCUGUGGAGUGGAACACCCUCAAGGCCGAAAGCGCUACCUCCCCCUGGCAGCCACCCCCUCCUCUGACAUCACCCUGGCUGGCUGCUCCCUCUUGUUUUCACCGGGUAGAAACCCCAAAGGGACUGGGUAGUAGCAGACAGAACCCUGGGGCAGCAAAGCACCCGUUACUAGUUAUCCUGCACAAAAGCGUUGGCAAUCCCUCCUGUAUGGGAGACUUGGAGGGGAGGGGUGCUAGUGCCAACCAAGAGUAAACUGGCAGGGCCUGGGUUUGGCCUGAUGCCCCCAAACUCAGAGCCUCUCCAGAAAAUGCCUCCCCUCCUUGAAGAUCUGCUUUGUUCUUCCUCCCUUGCAAAAGGAUUUUAACUAUCCCAGAUCAGUUUAAAUCCUUCACUGGGCACAUGGGGGGUGGGGAGUUCCCCCGCCAAGCCAGGUGCACCCCACUGUGGGCACAGCUGCACCCCGUGUGGGCACAGAUCCUGGGGAAGUCCCAACAGGGCUUCCCUAAUCAACUCAGGACCCGAGGCCAGUGUCUAGGACAGGUGCGCGUAGGGGUCAGUUUUCCAUGUACAUAAGGGUAUAACUACAGAAGUCCCACUUUGUUUUGGUGGGGCGGGGAAGGGGGGUUAUUUGUCUGUUUGUCUGUUUGUUUAGUUUUGGGGCCAC